AUGAGCCAACUGUUCAAAAACGAGACGCAGGGAACCGACGUGGCAGACAUGUUCCCCGACAGGGUGAAACACAAGACAUUCCUCCUCGGCGGCCUGCUCCGCGGCGAAUUGGCAGCAUGCACCGCAGACGCCCUCUCCCACGGCGGCGCAGGCUGUAUCAUCUUCAUAGGCCACUCGCAACCCGACUGCCAGCCCGUCAUUGACCACCUCAACCGCAAGCACCCGAAAACGAAAAUCAUUUUCAUCACCGCCGACAUGGGCAACCUAGCCUCCGUGCGCGACGCAGCGCUGGCAAUCAAGAAACUCAACGUGCCGAUUGAUGGCAUCACUGGGUUUCCCACGGUCAUGGCGGUGCAGUACGAAACAACGGGGGAUGAGAUUGAGUCGCAUUUUCAGAAGAAUUACUUGGUUUAUUUCCUGUUGGUGAAUCUGUUGCUGGAUGCUAUGUCGCCUGGUUCGAGGGUUGUGCUUGUUACUACCAGUGUGCGGAGGGAGGCGCCGGCAUCGGAGUGGGAGGAUGUGGGAUUCUCGGGAGGCAAGAAUGGAGAGACAUACCAUCCUCUCGACGGGUACGCGCAGUCCAUGUUCGCCAACAUCUUGUUCGUCAAGUCUCUCGCCCGCCAAUGCGCCACACGAUCCAUUGGGGCUUUUUCUGCGAAUCCGGGAAAUACGAAGACCAACAUCCAGACCUAUGUCUCGCCGGAAGAGGUCUCGUCCUGGCUGCAGAGGAAGAAAGUUGCUAGCGAAGACCUGCCCAUUCUUCUUCAGCAGGCGCCCAAGUCCCAGGCUCAGGGCAGCGCGACGAUACUACGUGGAUUGCUGGAUCCGAUUCUGGGAGAUCAGUCUGGAGCGUUCCUGGAUAAUAACCAGGUCCUCACGCUGCCGCAGAUCGACUUCCCGGCGGGUGAAGCCAGUGCUACCGCGUUGUGGAGACGGAGCGAGGAGCUGGUCGGAGAACUACUUCGUACGGCAUAG
This is a messenger RNA of Penicillium lagena, 975 nucleotides long. RefSeq names its product putative oxidoreductase, short-chain dehydrogenase/reductase family. The record is from RefSeq and is a predicted model, not a curated record. Bases 1 to 975 code for a protein of 324 amino acids. The transcript has 6 exons. Lineage: Eukaryota; Fungi; Ascomycota; Eurotiomycetes; Eurotiales; Aspergillaceae.